This is a messenger RNA of Aethina tumida (small hive beetle), 1493 nucleotides long. RefSeq names its product E3 ubiquitin-protein ligase sina. The record is from RefSeq and is a predicted model, not a curated record. Gene Ontology annotation, cellular component: cytoplasm. Lineage: Eukaryota; Metazoa; Arthropoda; Insecta; Coleoptera; Nitidulidae. Gene Ontology annotation, biological process: multicellular organism development; proteasome-mediated ubiquitin-dependent protein catabolic process. Gene Ontology annotation, molecular function: ubiquitin conjugating enzyme binding; zinc ion binding; ubiquitin protein ligase activity. The transcript has 3 exons. The coding region runs from base 123 to 920 and encodes 265 amino acids.
UUGUCUGUGUUGGGCUGAACUUUAACUUGCGAUAACUCUUUCAAUUGCAAAUUUAUAUAUCUAAGAGAAGGGAAUUGUUAGUGACAAGUAAGAGUAAUUUUAAGAAAGGGUAAAUUGUCAUAAUGGCUAAUCAACCAGACAAAAUAAUGGAAUGUCCGAUAUGUUUAGACCCCAUGCGUGCUCCGAUUAUACAGUGUGAGAGGGGACAUAAUAUGUGUGGUGACUGCGUUUCGGACAACAAAGUACAAAAAUGUCCGACAUGCAGAGGCAAACUCACAAAGGUCCGUAGCUAUCAACUCGAACAACUGAUUGAAAGUGUGCAAAAACAUAUGAAGAUGGGUUGUUGCAACGGGUCGAGAGGCUGCAAGUUCAUUUUGAGUGCAGAAGACAAAUCAGCUCACGAGCUGGAAUGCAAAUACAGAAUAUUCAAAUGCGAAGCAAGCAGGUUUGCCAAAUUAAACUGCAAUUGGACUGGAACAUUAGAUGAAAUGUUCAAGCAUUUUGAAGAAAGCCACUACAACCAGAAGAUGACAUUUAAAACCGAAGCUGAAAUGAAAAUCAAUCUGACAAAUAAUUAUGUCGAUGUGCAAAUGAUUCCAUUUUUCAACGGUGCCCAAUAUUUUUUCUAUAAGCAUAAAGUGGACGUAGAUGCAAAAAAAGUAUACUGGGUAUUCCAGUUAAUUGGGUCGAAAUGCCAAGCCGAACACUAUUAUUACGAAUUUGAAAUUUAUAGAGGUCGCUUACGGAAAUAUAAGGUAACUGAAAUUUGCGAAAAUGAUAUCACUCCAACCGAAGAUAUUUUCAAACGAGGAAAAUGCGUUGUGGUUCCGUUCGAAGUAAUUGAAAAUUUCAUGGAUGAAAAGGAGGAAAUUCAAUUUAAGUUUCGAUUGAUGUCUCUAAAAAAAGAAAAUAAAAAUUGAUCUUUUCUUUCUCUUCCAUAUAUAACAUUCGUUCAUGUACUUAUUCAUUAAUAUAUUUAUGUAUGUAUUGGUAAUUUAUAGUUCUAAAAAAUCAAUAAGGUUUCGUGAAAGAACGCGUUUCACCACUGAAAUGAAUGGAAACUAAUGGAAAUUGGAGGUAAUUAGCGUGGCAUCAUUAAUCUGUUUUCCGGCUAAAAUUUCUCUUCUUAACAACAACGAAAGUAGUAAAGAAACCCGCGAAAAGGGGAGAAAAAGCAAUAUUUCACCGGAACGUGUAGUGAAAUCCGGUCUUUUUUCACGCAGUUUACAAUUGACGAGAUUGAUGGCUUUGACACACGGAAAGAAACAUCGCAAGAGCUGGAGAGAAGUUUUACCGAAAACGGCUCAGCCAAUUUCGGUUUAAAGUUUUCAACUGUCAAUGAUAUUAAUGUGCCGAUGAAUUGAAAUUUAAAUCCGAAAUUAUUUAUGGUCGGCGAUUGUAGGAAAGACGAAUUGGAUCACAUUUAAGGAGUGAAAAGUCGUUGGUGUGUAUUAAUAUGUUAUUCUAUUUUUAUAACAACAAUUUUGACAUGG